Messenger RNA from Monosiga brevicollis MX1, 1497 nucleotides. RefSeq lists its product as uncharacterized. The record is from RefSeq and is a predicted model, not a curated record. Lineage: Eukaryota; Choanoflagellata; Craspedida; Salpingoecidae. The coding region runs from base 1 to 1497 and encodes 498 amino acids. The transcript has 6 exons.
AUGGCGGGAUUGGCGCCCGUGAUUCGCUUUUUCGAAGCGGACAAGCAGGUGCCGCUCGGCACCUCGGCAGAUCAAUGGGAGGAGGUUUUACACGAGUUGAUGGCGCAAGUCCCAGCUCCAGAUGAAUUGGCUCAGCGUUUUGCCGACCCGGAUGACGCUGAAUCUGAUGACGUUCAAGCGUAUCUGCAAUGGUGUCGCCAGCAGCCCAACCUCAGUGUACAAACCUCAGUGGUGCCAUCGGAUGUCUUUGGCGCUUCGGCUGAACUUCAUGAUAUCAAGGUCAAGCCUGUGCGAGGUUACGGCAGCGACGAUCAGGUGUAUUUGGACUUUCCUGAAAUUCGAGAGCGCGUGGCUCGCGGCAAUACGAUUCUGACGCGUCGACAUCCCAAACGCUCCCAUGCUCACUUUGUCGUGCAAGGCCUGCACAAGUUUACCGGGGCCAAGGGGCAGGAUGAUGAUGACGUCAUCGACAAUGAAAAGCUCUCCUCCGUCGAGGCGGCGGCCGUCAAUUGGCGUCGCUUUUUCAUCGGGGAGGAUGCCGCGAGCGCGCGUCACGUGAUUUGCAUGGACAAGGCCAACGGCGAAGCCGGCCACGUGGCUGUGGUGCGUACCCAGGACGCCUACGUCCUGCUCGCCGGCAGCAAGAAUGUGCACCUGGCCUUUCGAGAUGCUGCCGAUCUGGCCGCCUAUCGUCGCGAGCCCCGUUAUCUGGUGGCUUCAGCCGUCGCCGAUGCAUUUCUGCGCCACUUGCAACAACUGACACCUGAGCGGCGAGGCGAGCUCUUGGCCUUUAUGGCCUGGACGGGUCUGACCGCCUGCUUUGAGAUUCUACAGCCUUCCUAUCAGCACGUGGAGUUGCUGACCAAUACCGAACCCGAGUUGCUCUUCCUGACCUUUGUCGAGCCCAGUCCAGCCCCAAAGACGACCUCCCUCUGUGGCCUACGCCCCGACGCCGCGCUGGAGUUGGCACGUUACUUUGGUCUCAAAGUGGUCAAGUACUCGGUCCAUCCCAUCUCCGACCUGGAGACUCAGCUCAACGCCAUCACCCAGUGGCAUGGCAAGGAAGGCGCCGUCCUCUACUAUCUCAACGAUGCCGGUGAAGUCUUGGGCCUGCUGAAGAAGAAAUCCAACUGGUACGUGAUUCUUCGAGCAUGUCGCGAGAAGCUACGAGCAGGGCUCGGAGCCUUUUGUAAAGAAGUCAAGUCCGGGCGAGAACCGAAUUAUCACGCACAGGCCGAAAGGUUAAAGGCCCGGACGGUGCAACGCAUGAUGGCUCGCCUCAAGCAACUCAACGAGUGGCUCGUUAUGACGCCUGAGGAGAUGGCGGCAUGGUCAAGCUUGCUCACCGAUUUUAUCACCCAUGUCUUUGACCGCGCCGCUCAGGUCCAGGGCCGCGUCAAUGCCUUUGUGGAGGAGGUCCGCUGCCAGUUUCCUCAAACCUGGCACUCUUUCGCCGGCCCUCGCGCCACAGCCUCACCUCUUGCACAAACGCCUUGA